AUGGGUGACUUUGGCCACUUCAACACUCGUGUCUUCCACUGGAUGGACGCAAGGUCCAAGAAAUCCACUCGCCCAGAAGACCCAUACAACUAUCUCACUGGCUUUGGCAACGAACAUCAGUCAGAAUUCAUACCAGGUGCUUUACCCAUCGGGCAAAACUCCCCCCAAAUUUGCGCAUAUGGACUCUACGCAGAACAGAUCACCGGAUCCUCUUUCGCGGCACCCCGCUCAGGCUCGAUGAGAAACUUCGUGUAUCGGCGACGUCCUGCGUGUGUCCACGGAGCGACAACAAAGAUCAAGACCAACACUUCAGUUACGGCUGCAUUUAUGAAUGCGUCCGGAAAUAUCCAAAACAUCCCCGCCCAAGUCUCUUGGUCUCCUUUUAUCAUUCCAGAUAAGGCGGAUGGUGCCGUGGACUUCGUGAACGGUCUACAUACACUUGGAGGAAGUGGCCAGCCCAGUGUUAGGGAGGGACUUGCAUACCAUAUCUUCGCAAUCAACAGCAGCAUGCAAGGCAAGGCUUUUGUCAAUAUGGAUGGCGACUUCUUGUUCGUUGCUCAAGAAGGCCAUCUCGAUAUCACAACGGAAUUUGGUCACAUCUACCUUCAGCCGUCUGAGAUCUGUGUCAUACAGCAAGGUCUGCGCUUCAAGCUUGAAAUAAAUGAAGCAAAGUCACCAAGUGGUGCAAGAGGAUAUAUUAUCGAGACAUGGGGUACCAAAUGGGAGCUUCCUGAGCUUGGACCACUCGGUGGAUAUGGAUUAGCCAACUCUCGUGACUUUCUUUUUCCCACUGCUGACAUAGACACAAGGACUACUGGAGCAUGGAAUAUCAUUUCCAAGCAAGGAGGGGAGUACUACAACACGAGCCAAAACCAUACUCCUUUUGACGUUGUUGCCUGGCACGGAAACUAUAUUCCCUACAAGUACGAUCUUUCGAAGUUCGUCUACCACAACACAGUUUCCGUAGAUCAUACCGAUCCGUGCAUCAACACCGUCCUUACUGCCAAGUCUCGGGAUCCUCACGCCCCUCUCUGUGACUUUUUGGUCUUUGGACCUCGUUGGGACGUCGCCGAACAUACUUUCCGCCCCCCAUACUUCCACCGGAAUUGCGCUUCUGAGUUCCUGGCUCGCAUCUAUGGCCCAGAAGGAACUGGCGGUCGAUCAGAGGUCUUCUCACCUGGCGGCGCAAGUUAUGAGGCAGGCUUCACGCCGCAUGGAAACGCGGACGAACGCACCGUGGGAGCCAUGCAUGCAAAGAUGAAGGCAAUGCGUGUCGGUGAAAACCAGCUCACAUUCAUGCUGGAGAGUUGCCGUAGCUUAUUGUUUACUGAAUGGGCCUUGAAGGAUUGCGGGGUCUUGGUUGCUGAGGACAUACCCGAGUCGGCGUGGGAUUUGUUGCCAGAUCGGUUUGGCCAGAAUGAAGAGGCCAUUCGAUUACUGAAGGAAAUGGGAAGAAUGUAG
Penicillium daleae is the source of this 1461-nucleotide messenger RNA. RefSeq names its product homogentisate 1-2-dioxygenase. The transcript is spliced from 2 exons. Bases 1 to 1461 code for a protein of 486 amino acids. Lineage: Eukaryota; Fungi; Ascomycota; Eurotiomycetes; Eurotiales; Aspergillaceae. Gene Ontology annotation, molecular function: homogentisate 1,2-dioxygenase activity. The record is from RefSeq and is a predicted model, not a curated record. Gene Ontology annotation, cellular component: cytoplasm. Gene Ontology annotation, biological process: L-phenylalanine catabolic process.